Molecule: messenger RNA, 279 nt
Organism: Rotaria sp. Silwood1
Lineage: Eukaryota; Metazoa; Rotifera; Eurotatoria; Philodinida; Philodinidae
Source: the annotation of a GenBank genome assembly
AUGGUAUUUUCAUUAUAUGGUCUUAUUGAAGCUGCAUUUCUUUGUGUUAAUACAAUUGCCAUACUUAAUGAACAGGUUUCUUUCAAAAUACAACAUAAUUCCGGUGUUGGUUAUGUUGAUGAAUAUCAAAAUACUGGUGAAGAACUUAUUAGAGUUCAUCGUGAAUUACAAUGUUGUUCAGGAUGUAAUUGUUUUGGUAGUCGUGAAAGUUGUAUGCAACAAGUUACUGUUGAAUGUCCACCUGGAUUUAUUAUUGGCACUGUUCAACAAGAGUACUAA